Molecule: messenger RNA, 2883 nt
Organism: Bactrocera latifrons
Lineage: Eukaryota; Metazoa; Arthropoda; Insecta; Diptera; Tephritidae
Gene: Dfd
Product: homeotic protein deformed
Exons: 5
Coding region: 526-2298 (590 amino acids)
Biological process (GO): anterior/posterior pattern specification; regulation of transcription by RNA polymerase II
Cellular component (GO): nucleus
Molecular function (GO): RNA polymerase II cis-regulatory region sequence-specific DNA binding; DNA-binding transcription factor activity, RNA polymerase II-specific
Source: RefSeq, a predicted model, not a curated record
GGAACGUAGGAAUCGGACCGUACGCGUAUUUGAAAGCGGGCUUUUAAGUUUGGUCGCCAACCGCGACUCUUCAAUUAUAUUUGGUUUAUUUAACAAAAAUUGAAAAUUGCUCUUGAGUGCGAGUUGUAUAUCGCCUACGCGCCUAAAAACGAAUUACUUGAAAACGAUUUCAUAGCAAAAAUAUACUAAAUGUAAUUACGAAUAUAUGAAUAAACAUUUCCGUGCGCGGUAGAAAUUAUAAAGUGAAUCGUGGAAAAGUGAAAAAAGUGUGUGAGAAGAAGUAAAAUUCUGAAUGGAAAAGAAUUAUGGUGAAUUAAAUACUCAGUGAUAAAUUUGUAAAAAAAAAGUAUUUUUUAAACCAAAAAAGCUUUGAAUGAAGUGAAAAAAUAUAUAUUCUUUAUAAAAGUUACGCAGAAGUGAAUGUCGUCUCGCCAAUAAGAAAAAAUAGGUCCUUUAUUAAAGUCUCAGGCAAAUUAAAAAUAAAAAAAAAAACAUAAAAAUUAUUGUGUCGCCCCCUGUGUCACUAUGAGCUCAUUUCUAAUGGGUUAUCCACACGCGCCACAUCACGUUCAAAGCCCGAUGGGUAUGGGUAAUGGCUUAGAUCCGAAAUUUCCUCCCGUUGCCGAUGACUAUCAUCACUAUAAUGGCCACUACUCUAUGACGGCAACGACGGGACAUAUGUCGGGUAUGGGUGCAACCAUGGGCGGUGGCAUGCCACCUAGUAUGCCGACGCAUCCGCAUGCCACGCACACUGCUGACAUGGUCAAUGAUUACAUGGCAGCUGCUGUCCACCAUUCUGCCGCUAAUCAUCAUCCGCCGCACCCGCAUGCUCAUACAAAUAGCGCGCUCUCAGGUCACCAUCAUAAUAACGGUUAUACGAAUUAUGCGCCAACACCCACUCAUCAUCACCACCAAAGUCUCGGCUACUAUGGUCAUCAUGCGGCUGCGAUGCAUACUGGUCCGCCGGAAUUCAUAUCGGCUGGAGCGGUGCACUCAGAACCUAUUACACCGUUGGGGAAUGGUGUUUAUCCACCGCCGGUAAAUACGCCGAACGGUAUAAGCGCUUCACUCACCUCAAAUGGAUAUUAUAAUGGUUAUUAUGGUACAAAUGGCAGUGUCGGCAGUGCUCAUUCGCAAGGUCAUUCGCCACACUCGCAAAUGAUGGACAUGCCCCUGCAAUGCUCUUCGACGGAACCGCCGUCCAACACGGCACUGGGACUGCAGGAACUAGGUCUCAAAUUGGAAAAGCGCAUCGAGGAAGCAGCACCCGCCGGACAACAACUACAGGAAUUGGGCAUGCGGUUACGCUGUGAUGAUACUGGGUCGGAAAAUGAUGAUAUGUUGGAUGAGGAUCGUCUUAUGUUAGACAGAUCGCCUGACGAGUUGGGUUCAAAUGGAAAUGAUGAUGAUUUGGGCGAUUCGGAUACAGACGAUGAUCUAAUGGGCGAAACAACAGAUGGCGAAAGAAUCAUAUAUCCAUGGAUGAAGAAAAUACAUGUGGCGGGCGUUGCAAAUGGCUCCUAUCAGCCGGGCAUGGAACCGAAACGCCAACGCACUGCUUACACCCGCCACCAAAUACUCGAAUUGGAAAAGGAAUUUCACUACAAUCGUUAUCUCACACGACGAAGACGCAUCGAAAUCGCACAUACACUGGUGCUAUCGGAGCGACAAAUCAAAAUCUGGUUCCAAAAUCGACGCAUGAAAUGGAAAAAAGAUAAUAAAUUGCCCAACACGAAGAAUGUGCGCAAGAAGACGGUCGACGCGAAUGGAAAUCCAACACCGGUAGCGCCGAAGAAACCAAAAAGAGUGAGUGCAAAGAAGCAAGCGCAGCAACAACAACAACAACAGCAGCAGCAACAAUUGCAGCAGAGUAGUCAGCAACAAACACAACAACCUCCAGUAAUAAAUGAGUGCUUACGAACGGAUAGUUUGGAAAGCAUAGGCGAUGUCAAUUCGUCGCUGGCGAAUACACCGUAUAUGCCUAUCUCCAGUGAUCCAACGAACAUGCUUAACGCUGCAGCGCUGCACCAGCAUCCAUGCAAUAACAGCAGUAACAACGGAAGCGGCAGCUACACAGGAUCUCAACAACAACAACAAUUGCCAAAUAGUCAUACGAAUGGUGGCAUUAAUGGUGUACCUGGCAGCUUACAGGCAACCAACAACAACAAUCAAAUGCAUGCGAGCCUCCAUCCCGCCAAUCAGCACACACACACGUCCCUGCCGCCGCCAACGCAGCAACCGGAUAUGAUGGCGAAUCUGCAACAUAUAAAACAGGAUUAUGAUCUAACCACACUGUAGAAAUUGCGCAUAUGGGACAGACGCUCGGCCUAGGGUUCUUAAAGUAUAGACAAAUUAAUUAUUUUCAUACAAACGAGUCUUGAAUUACAUUUACCUGCACUUUUAGUCUCUUAAAUGCGUACUACAUUAACUGUAAAAGUAAGAAUUUUAUGAGUUCGCACUCACUAUGUCUCAAUCGUCGUAUUUUUGUAAUUUGGUGGGCAGUGAACAAUUAUCUUAUUUAUUUAGGCAAUAUUCAUGUUAUUUACUUAUAGAAAACUGGAAAUGGAAAUUUUUAUUAUAUUUUGCUCGCAUUACACUUUAUGAGCAUAAUAAGUGCAAACUAUGUUUACCUUAACCUCGAAAAUCUUAUAAUUUUGCUUUUUUCUUCAAAAGACAUAAUUAAGUAGCUUUUCAAAUUGCCAUUUUCAAUGAUGGUCAAUAACAGAUUCGGAAAAUGCAGUGAAUUAGUUAAGUUGAAAUAUUAAUGUGCAUAUAUGCUAUAAAUACAAGUACAUAUGUGCAUAUGUAUAUGUGUACAAAGUGUUUCUGUACAGUCUGUACAUAUACAAGUACAUAAGUAGUGAUUUAAACUGUAGAUAUUAC